Molecule: messenger RNA, 1807 nt
Organism: Drosophila elegans
Lineage: Eukaryota; Metazoa; Arthropoda; Insecta; Diptera; Drosophilidae
Product: transcription factor grauzone
Exons: 4
Coding region: 100-1761 (553 amino acids)
Cellular component (GO): nucleus
Molecular function (GO): zinc ion binding
Source: RefSeq, a predicted model, not a curated record
CUGCCCGCGAUCUGGCAACUCCGCGGCGACGUCUUGUAAACCGAAUUUGUCAAGCAAUUGAGUAAAUUAAUUGGAGGUAGUUCCUGCAGCCCAAAAGCUAUGAUAUGCCGUCUCUGCCUGGACGACGCGGAGCACAGCGUGCCGAUCUUCGACCAGGAGGACACCACCGAGCAGCCGGUGCCCUCCAACCUGGCGGAACUGAUUGAGAAGCACCUGCAGUUGGUGCUCCUGCCCAACGAUGCGGUGUCCAAGUGCCUGUGCACCCAGUGCUGGCAGCAGUUGGCCGACUUCGAACAGUUCUGCGCCAUGGUGAUGAAGAAGCAGCUGGGCCUGCAGCAGCUGAAGAUCGAGCCCUUCUCGGAGGACGAGGAUGCGGACACGAAGGCUCAGAUCCUGUGCGAGCCGGAGAUCGACGUGAGUCCCGGGGCGGCGGACAACGAGGAGUGCAACGAGAUCGAUGGCGAUGCCAGCAGUGGCAGCAGCAGGAGCAGGAGCAGUAGUAUCCGGGCCACCAGUCGACGGAGGAUGCGUUUGCCCUCGCCCAUCCGGCGUAGUAUGCGUCCGCGCGCCGCCGCCGCAGCCCCCAAAACCCGGGUCGUUAAGGCCAAGGCCAAGACGAAGCGCCACCAGGAGCUGGCAGAGGCGGAGGUGGACGAGGAUGAGGAUGCCGAGGGUGAUCCGGAAAGCCGGACCAGCAACAGCCGGGAAAUGGACAGCUACAUCGCUUUGCAUGGCCGUCUGGAGUGCUGCAUGUGCGGCGGCGACGAUCAGUUCCAGAACUUUGCCGAGAUGAAGCGCCAUUUCCGGAAUCAGCACCAAUCCGCCGGCUAUGUGGUCUGCUGUCAACGACGCUACAAGAAGCGGGCCCUCUACGUCGACCAUCUGCGCAUGCACAACGAUCCUGACUACUUUAGGUGCAAGAUAUGUUCCAAGCAGCUGGUCAGCCGGAUUAGCUACGAUGUACACAUGCUGCGCUUCCACUCCAACGAGGACGAGCUGAGCUUCGCCUGCGAUCAGUGCUCCAAGCGGUUCUCCAAGCAGUUUCUCCUCACCAUCCACUCCAGGGUGCACCAGCAGGAGCGAAAGGAGCAGUGCAAGCACUGCGACAGAUCCUUCCGUACCGCCGUGGACCUGCGACUGCACAUGCGACGCACCCAUGACCCCGCCUUUGUGCCCUUCAUCUGCGACUCGUGCGGCGCCAAGUUCAAGACGAAGCAGAACCUGCUGGUGCACAAGCGCACCGUGCACCGCGAGGGCUCUCAGCUGCCGGAGGUGCAGUGCCAGGAGUGCCAGGUGUGGCUGUCGGACGAGAACAGCCUGCGCAAGCACAUGUACAUGCACCUGGAUGCCGCCUCGCUGCGGCAGUGGAAGUGCGAGCAGUGCGGCCUGGAGAAGGGAUCGCGGGCGAAGCUGGCGGCCCACAUACGCUAUCACCAUCCCAAGGAGUACCACAAGUGCACGCACUGCGGCAAGGAGUUCAAGAGCAGCCGCGGCCUCGAAGAGCACACGGCCACGCACACCGGCCAGGAUCUGUACGAGUGCGCCUUCUGCGAGCGCACCUUCAAGAACUCGGGCAACAUGCACAAGCACCGCCGCCAGAUGCACGCCGCCCAAGUGGCCGCCCUGCAGCAGCAGAAGAAGGUGCGGCCCAGUAAGCGCAAGGACAAGGGCGACUUGCUGCUCGACGUCCUUGCCGCCGGCGGAAAGGAACUGGACCACGCCCACGCCGUGGGAGUGGGCAUAAACGACAUGAACGACUGAUCGAUUAUAAAAACUAAAUAAACCUGCAUUGGCAAUGAUAUGCGAA